AUGUCACAAGGAACGUACGUCAAUAAGUAUGCCGGGGAAUUCUGCAAACUGGUCGUCGAAGGCGACCUCGGGAAGAUCAAAUCGAAAUUCAAAGAUCUGGUACUGGACUAUCAAACACCGGACGAUCUCAAUACUCCGCUGCACCUGUCGAUCAUUGCCCAGCAGAAUCGGAACGAAAUCAUCCAGUUUCUGAUCGAGUCAGGGGCGGAUUGUGAUUUGCGCAACUCCAUGAACCUGACCGCGUCCGAGCUGGCGAUAAAUCUCAACUUCCUGGACGUCACCAAGCACAUGCUGGCGGUUGAGUUCCGUAAUCUGUCCGACUACCGGUGCUUCUAUCGGUUGAUCCGCCGGGGCUCUGUGCCGCUGCUGCAGUUGUUCCUUGAGCUGAAGAACUUCGACGUGCAUCAGCAGAUCCACUUUCUGUCCAGCGUGUGGCACGAACUGUACGUCAAAAGUGUUCAGAUAUCGAAGAACAUGGAAAACUUCCUCGAGUACCAACUGCUCAACUACAGCUACGCAUAUCACCAUCCACCGAGUCAGAAGCCCGACCGGCUCAAGUUCGACAAAGAGCACGAAAACCGAAUCGAUCUGAUCGUCGAAUACACUCGCUUCCUGAGCGGCCAGUACGCCACCGAUAAUCUGAACGAAUUCGACGACAAAUUCCUGCUGGCGAUCAAGAUCAUCUACGACAAUCUGUUCUUCAUCAAAGACAAGCACGAGUUUGCCCAUCUGCCGAUGGUGGAAACCGAGCGAUGUCUAGCGAUCUUCCUAGCCAUCUUCAAAAAGAGUCCCGACUAUGAAAUCUACAAGCUGAUCAUCAACAAAAAGCAGCUGCUUCUUUUCCUAACGGCCGUUUGUGAUGAGUUGGACAAGAUCAAAAAAGACCUCCUGGACAAGGAGAACCGCAGUCAGCAGAAGUGGACCAACGAUCUGUUUCUGCAUCUGAUCAACUGCAUCCGCGACGCGGCACCAGCCAAGUCAACGAAAGCCAUCAACGGGCUGUGGAAGAAGAAAUGUCCCCUAAAAAAGAAACACAUCUACUACGUAAAGUCACGGCUCAAAGCCAAUCCGGAACUGAACGCCAUUCAAGCCCGGUUGAUCAACAACCUAUCCAAGGCAGAGUUGGAGGUCGUCCGGUCGGAAAUGAAAACAAAAGAGUUCCUCAAUCUAACUCGAACUGUGUCGCGGAAGAAUUAUGUAGUAUUCAAACGUCUUCGGAAAACCUCCGAUCAUCUGGCGCAGUUGUAUGCGAUCAAAAAGAUCCUGCGAUAUUUGGAUGGAAUCUCCCGGGUGCAGCUUCCGCAGUACCAAGUUUCCAGCGUGCUGGCGAUCAAGCGAACGCUACAGGUUCUGGCGGACACCAGCAACAGUACAAAAUACAGCCCACGAAUCCAGCGCAAGCUGGACUACGUGAUCAACCGGAUCCUGCCGCUCAAUCUGGACAUCGAGCUGAAGGACUACUACACGCCGAACGUUACCCUGUACAAACUGUGCUCCGAUAGGUUGGAGAACCGGUUGAUGCCAUUCGCUGAAGUGCAAUGCAGUCUGAAGUCCGUUCGACGCUACUUUUCCUACAUUUUCGACCUCAAAAUCUUGGAAGCCUACAAGUGCUACCUGGGCAACGUCUACCAGCUGAAGGAUCGCCUUCAGGUCAAAUCCUACAAUCAGUACAUUGGCGAAGCCAAUCGACUGUACUUCGAGAACCACACCCUGGACGAUCUGUAUUUCGAGCUUGAAGACUGUAUACGAGCAGUGGAAGAACUGCAGGAAACCUUCAAUCAGCAGCACGACGACAAGAUCAGCGAUCUGCUGCGGUGCAUCCAUCAGCCGCUAGCCCACCGAUACGAAUCGCUGUUACGCGAAGGCAACGAUCUGCUGGCCACGAUCAGCUGCAACUUCAACACCAGCCUUCUGCUAGGCACCGCCAACCAAGACAUGGCCAAGGUGAAACGAAUCGUCCUAUCGUUCCUGCACGAAGACUACCCGAAGUACGACAUCAGCAGCGACAGCCAGCUGGUCGGGGUGAACUUUGUGCUGCAGGAAAUGCUGCACCUCUUCACCAACUACCUGUACCAGUACCAGAUGGACGAACGGGUUUCCAAGAAUUUCAUAACCAUGAUCCACGUUCUAAACGUGGAGCGUUUCUUCGCCAUCGAACACUUUCUGCCGCAGAGAGGGAAAGAGUACGACAGUCUAAUCCAUCAGAACUACACGAACGAAAUCCUGAAGAAGUUCAACCUGCCGAACCUGAGCUCGAUCGAGUUUGCCGUCUUGCACGAACAGUUGGCCAUCAACUAUUACGACAAUUGCUUCAAUCUGGACAAGAAGUAUGCGGUGCUGACGAUGUUCAUGAAAACCACCAACCGUCAGAUUAACGAUGCCAUAAUCAAGCGCAACAAGCGAAUGGAUCGCGAAGAGUUCCAGUCCUAUCUGGAGGCGAAGUUGAAGCUGAUCGGACAGUUUCUGCCGUGCAGCGAUUUCAACGAGGUUACCCAGUUCAUCAACGAAGCGGCUCCGCACGUUGAGUUUGCGCUGGAGUUCUGUCUGCUGGAGAUCUGCGAAAUCCUAACCGAUCUGGCCGUUUUUCAGGACAACAGCUACGUGCUGAAGCUGCAGUCGUCGAUCAUUAGUGGAAAGAAUUUGCGCGAGUAUCUGCUGCACGAUCCGUUGAUCUACGAUAUGCUAACGUUGACCCACAGCACCAAGGUGAAGGUGUUUCUGAAUGGGUUGGUUUUUAAAAGUAACGAUUUUAAGCUGUACCACCCGAGUAAUAAUCUGAAGGUGAAUGUUAGUGAUCUGGCAACUAUCAAUGAGAACCUGGUGAACAGCUACAAGAUGAAGUGGAGUUGGGUGGAACAGCAGGAGCGGCUGUUUAAAUCGGUGGAAAAUAUCGAUCUGAAGCUACUGCAGGCGUUGACGCCGGAUUAUGCGGAUAUUCGUGGAAUGCGGCUGGGUGCACUGCAGGAUGAGGCGCCGAUCGCGGAGUACGAAAUUAUCGAUUAUACGAUUAAGAAUAAUCUGAAAGCUAUGAUUGAUUUUCUGGCGGAUGAUGUUCAAGCGAUUUCGUUUGAGAAGCAGCAAUUUUUCCAGUAUUUGUUGGUGCGAAGUUUUGGGUCGCUGUUUGUGGAUGCUCACGUGAAUUUGACGGGACCGCACGAGCGACAGGCAACGAUCCUGUACAUGGCGUUGUAUUUCCGAGCUUAUGAGAUCUUUCUGGAUAAUGUGAAGAAGUUUGAGUUGAGUGUCAAUUUGUCGAAGAUUGCAAAGUACAUAAACCACGAGUUCAUCGAUAAGAUCGCUAAGCAGAUGAAAGAUAUUAGCUGGAAUUGUUUGGACGAAAACGGGGCGUCCGUACUGGAUCAGUGCGUUCAGAAAGGUGACGGACAGGCCGUUAGGAAGCUGAUAAAACUCAGCGUUGAUGUGAACCAGUGCAAUGUGGACGGGAGUACGGCCCUGCAUAGAGCCUGCAGUCUAGGGCUGGCCGAUAUCGUGCGUCUUCUGAUCAAGCAAAAUGCGCAGAUUAACGUAGUUAACGAGCAAAGCUAUCUACCGUUGAGUUACGUAAUUCAGUACCAGGAGAAUGAUCUAAUACCGGUGCUAAUCAGUGAGGACAUUAAUGUGAGCUCGGAGAAACUCAGCCUGGUUCGGAGGUCGAUCAAGUACGGCAAUCUAGAGGCGUUAAAGUUUUUGCUGGAUAUUCGACAGAUCAGCUUGAGCGUAAAAUUUGAUUCGGAAGACAACACGCUGCUUCAUCUGUGUGCCAUUCAUGACAAAGCGGAGAUUCUGACCUACCUGAUCAGCAAUCACUUUAAGUACUCGCAGGAUAGUUUGAACCGACAGAACCGCUAUCAGAAAACACCGCUACACAUAGCCAUCAGCAGCGAUCGCUACCGGAUCGCUGAACUGUUGCUCCAGCAGAGGGCUUCCGUCACGAUACGUGAUCAAUGCGGACUGAACGCCGUCGAGUGGGCCAUCGAACGAAACAGCGUAAAGAUGCUGAAGUUGCUGAUGAAAUACAACUUCAACCAGCAAAAAUCCUUGAUCCCACAAUCACCGCUGACGCUGGCGAUCGAAAAGAAGAACAUCCGAAUGCUCAAACUGCUACACAAAAUCGGUUACAGCCUAAACAUGGAACCGCUCUGUUUAAUCAAAGCCGUGUACGCACAGUCCGUUGAGCUGGUUAAAUAUCUAGUGGAGAGCAAUAAAGCCUGCCUGAACUAUAAGGAUCCGUACGACAGUUCGGCGCUGCACGUUGCUAUCGCGAUCGGUUGCAACGAAAUUGCCGCUUUCCUAAUAGAAAGCGGAUCGGAAAUCAACGCCGUCACCAAGUUCGGGGAAACUCCGCUUCACAUAGCGGCGAAGCAUUGCAAUAUUAUCGCCGCCCGGAUGCUGAUUCUGAAGUACGCGGCGAUCGACGAGCGGAAUUCCUCCGGCCUGACCCCGCUGAUGCAGGCAAUGUACUCGCGAAACCUGGACAUAAUGAAGCUACUGAUCGGAGCCGGUGCCAACAUCGAACUGCUCAAGAUCCAUCUGGCGGAAAUCGAGCAGAUGUCCAAGAUCCCGACGAUCCACAUGUUCGCCGACAACUACGGACUGCUGGAGUUCAUGAUCCUACAGCUGCAGUACGAUCCGAACGCACGGGAUGGACGCAAUCAGCAGACCUUACUGCACAAGGCGUGCUACACGAACAACCUACAGAUUGUGCAGUUUUUGGUGGACUGGUGUAGACUGCAGACGGAGCAGCAGGACAGCAACAGCCGUACGCCGCUGGCGAUUGCCAACGAGUAUAAGAACUUUGACGUGGCGGAGUUUUUGCGCAGCAAAAAGAGAAAGAAAUCGCAGAUUACGCCCCAGCGCUAUUUCGAUCCGACGGGGAUAAUGUGAGGAACGUUACCAGUGCAGACUUUUCCACUGAACU
This is a messenger RNA of Sabethes cyaneus, 4918 nucleotides long. RefSeq lists its product as uncharacterized. Lineage: Eukaryota; Metazoa; Arthropoda; Insecta; Diptera; Culicidae. The record is from RefSeq and is a predicted model, not a curated record. Bases 1 to 4884 code for a protein of 1627 amino acids. Gene Ontology annotation, molecular function: protein binding. The transcript has a single exon.